AGCAAGGGUUUUUAACAAAGGGUUUAAGGCGGCUUCGUCGUGUACUCUUUACUUACCAGUUGUUGUUAUUUUUUUUCCUCCUUCUAUGAAAGUGUACCCAAUUUUCCGAUUUCGCUCUAUGUUUUCUUUCUCAUGCGAUCGAAUUUAUCCAGUCUCGUGUUGUGUAUGCUCUGUUUUAUCGAUUUUUACUCAAUUUAAGCUCGAUUGAUGUCCAGUGCCCAAACCCCAGUGUUCUUGGCAAAUCAGAGUAAGGUAUUCGAUCAUUUGAUCCCAUUUCACAAACCCUUGAUUUCUUGUCGAAACCCAGUUCCCCAAUCCUUCCCUAUGUGGAGAAGCAUUGCUAAACAAGCCAUUUCAAGGUCACAAGCUGCUAGAUUAGCCGUCGGUUCCCAAACUCGUGGCUUUCUUGCGUCUUCUCAGGAGUCUUCUCUCUCGAAAAAAUUGAGAUUUCGGUGUUCGGUGUUCGGAUCCUUCUCGGACUCAGGAUGUCACGAAAUGGGUUUUAGUCGUUUAAGUGGCGUCACGAGGCCAGAGGAGCUUCCCGGGCGGGUCGGGUUGAGAUUCUCAAAGAACGAUAGCUACUUUAAUGGGUCCUUCGCUAGAAGGUACACGAGUGUAGCCGAAGAGAUCUCGUCAACAGAUGUCGAGGAAGAGCCUUCGGUUGUCGAUGAGGUACAGGAAUUGUUGAAGGAAAUGAAGAAAGAGCAGAAGAGAGAGGAUCAUCGUUCGUGGCGGAUGAAGAAGCAAGAACAUGUUGGAAUGGGACGCGGAAAGUAUCGGAAUCUAUGGAGAAGACAAGUUAAGAUCGAGACAGAAGAAUGGGAAAGAGCUGCUAAUGAGUACAGGGAGCUUUUGACGGAUAUGUGUGAGAAAAAGCUUGCGCCUAAUCUGCCUUAUGUGAAGUCCUUGCUUCUGGAUUGGUUCGAACCAGUACGAGAUGUCAUUGCUAAAGAUCAGGAAUUAUAUAGAUUAGGGAAGAGCAAAGCAACUUAUGCACAUUACCUUGAUCAGUUGCCCGCCGACAAGAUAGCUGUUAUCACAAUGCACAAGUUGGUGGGGCAUUUGAUGACUGGUGGUGAUAACGGUUGUGUUAAGGUUGUUCAUGCUGCUUGUUCAGUAGGCGAUGCCAUUGAACAAGAGGUAAGGAUAUGCACAUUCCUGGGAAAGACCACGAAGAAAAAAGGGGAUGACAAUGAGGAGAGCGGGGAAGUUGAAAACGGAACUGCAGUGAAGGAACAAGAUAAGUUAAGAAAAAAGGUCAAUGAGCUGAUAAAGAAACAGAAGUUGUCAGCGGUUAGAAAGAUCUUGCAGUCAUAUGACUAUACAAAACCAUGGACUGCAGAUGCUAGGGCUAAGGUUGGAAGUCGUCUUAUAGAAUUGUUGGUAAGAACAGCUUAUAUACAAGCUCCACCUAAUCAGCAGGAUAAUGAUCUGCCUGAUGUCCGACCUGCAUUUGUGCAUACCCUCAAGACAGUAGUAAAAGAAAACAUGAAAUCUGGGAGAAAAUAUGGUGUAAUCCAGUGUGACCCUUUGGUCCGCAAAGGCUUGGAAAAAACUGGGAGAUAUGCAGUGGUGCCAUACAUGCCAAUGCUGGUUCCCCCUCUCAAGUGGUCGGGUUACGACAAAGGUGCUUACUUGUUCUUAGCGUCAUAUAUAAUGAAAACUCAUGGAGCUAAGCAACAACGAGAGGCACUUAAGAGCGCACCUAAAGGACAACUAAAACCAGUCUUUGAGGCCUUGGAUACGCUUGGAAGUACUAAAUGGAGAGUAAAUAAGCGAGUUUUAACUGUUGUAGAUAGGAUAUGGAGCAGUGGCGGCUGUACUGCUGAUCUGGUGGAUCGCAGCGAUGUUCCUUUACCUGAAAAGCCCGACACUGAAGAUGAGAGCAUUCUUAAGAAAUGGAAGUUUGAAAUUAGAUCUGCUAAGAAGGAGAAUAGCGAGAGACAUUCUCAGCGCUGUGAUAUAGAACUCAAGCUUUCGGUAGCACGGAAAAUGAAAGAUGAAGAAGGUUUUUACUAUCCCCACAAUAUUGACUUCCGGGGACGUGCAUAUCCCAUGCCCCCACACUUAAAUCAUCUCGGUUCUGAUCUGUGUCGGGGUGUUUUGGAGUUUGCUGAGGGAAGGCCUCUAGGAAGAUCAGGCUUACGUUGGCUGAAGAUACACUUAGCAAACUUGUAUGCUGGUGGUGUAGACAAGUUAUCACAUGAGGGUCGGCUAGCUUUCACCGAGAAUCACUUGGAUGACAUAUUUGAUUCGGCAGACAGACCACUUGAAGGAAGCAGAUGGUGGCUGAAAGCUGAAGACCCAUUUCAGUGCUUGGCUGUGUGCAUAAAUCUCACUGAAGCUCUCAGAAGUCCAUCCCCGGAGACAGUUCUCUCACAUAUUCCUAUACAUCAGGAUGGUUCCUGCAAUGGUUUACAGCAUUAUGCCGCGCUUGGGAGAGACACAUUAGGAGCAGAAGCUGUAAAUCUAGUUGCAGGUGAGAAGCCGGCCGAUGUUUAUUCAGGAAUAGCUACCAGAGUUCUUAAUAUUAUGCGCCGAGAUGCAGACAGAGAUCCUGAAGUUUAUCCAGAUGCACUGCGUGCAAGAAAAUUAGUCAACCAGGUGGAUCGGAAACUUGUAAAGCAGACGGUUAUGACAGCAGUCUAUGGUGUCACAUAUAUUGGUGCACGAGAUCAAAUAAAGAGAAGGUUGAAGGAGCGCAGUGCAUUUAGUGAUGAAAAAGAAAUUUUUGGGGCGGCUUGCUAUGCAGCAAAGGUAACAUUGACUGCUAUAGAUGAAAUGUUUGAAGCUGCACGCGCCAUCAUGCGUUGGUUUGGUGACUGUGCAAAGAUUAUUGCUUCAGAAAACGAAACAGUUCGAUGGACAACACCAUUGGGUCUUCCUGUUGUGCAACCUUACUACCAAAUGGGAACAAAACUCGUAAAGACAUCCCUCCAAACCUUAUCGCUUCAGCACGAAACUGAUAAGGUCAUUGCCAGGCGACAAAAGACAGCUUUUCCUCCAAAUUUUAUUCACUCCCUCGACGGAUCCCAUAUGAUGAUGACUGCAGUUGCCUGCAAAAGAGCUGGCGUGUGUUUUGCAGGAGUUCAUGACUCAUUCUGGACACAUGCGUGCGAUGUGGAUAAAUUAAACAGAAUAUUACGCGAAAAUUUUGUUGAGCUGUAUUCGCAACCGAUACUAGAGAAUUUGCUGGAGAGCUUUGAGCAAUCGUUUCCUCAUUUAGAGUUUCCUGCUCUGCCUGAACGAGGAGAUUUAGAUUUGAAAGUGGUGUUAGAUUCACCUUAUUUCUUCAACUGAUUAAGAAAUCUAUGGCUUCAGUAAAUUCUCAGAGAUCUUCCAAGCUCUAAAGAAACAAGACGAGAGACUAUCAGAACAGAUGAUGUGAUCCUGAGCAACACCAAAAAAGAAGAGCUUGAAUCAGAGCAAGGAACCAAGGAGCAGCUCAUAGCCAAGGAAGACUUGUUUGCAAGAAGAUGAGCUAAGACUACUAAACUCAAAGAAGGCAUUGGUGCGACACUCGAACAAAGCCAAGACCAAGACAGACACAUCUAACCAUAAUGGUUUCAAGUGUUUUGGAACUACAAGCUUGGGCUGGUAUAAGAGAUCGAAUCAAUGAAAAACAAAAUUGGAUGUCAUUUUUUUCUUAGAAUAUAGUAGUUUUAUAAAACUCUAAUUUAAUAUGAUAUAUUUGCGUUAAAUUUGUAUAUGAGCAUAGGAAUCAAUAAAAUAUAUAGUUGACAUAUAUAAAUGAGUUUUACUGAUAAUGUUUGAC
This is a messenger RNA of Eutrema salsugineum, 3775 nucleotides long. RefSeq names its product DNA-directed RNA polymerase 2, chloroplastic/mitochondrial. Gene Ontology annotation, biological process: mitochondrial transcription. The transcript is spliced from 19 exons. The record is from RefSeq and is a predicted model, not a curated record. Gene Ontology annotation, molecular function: DNA binding; DNA-directed RNA polymerase activity. The coding region runs from base 208 to 3300 and encodes 1030 amino acids. Gene Ontology annotation, cellular component: mitochondrial DNA-directed RNA polymerase complex. Lineage: Eukaryota; Viridiplantae; Streptophyta; Magnoliopsida; Brassicales; Brassicaceae.